Messenger RNA from Ascoidea rubescens DSM 1968, 1086 nucleotides. Its product is annotated as serine/threonine-protein phosphatase. NCBI's taxonomy places the organism in Eukaryota, Fungi, Ascomycota, Saccharomycetes, Ascoideales, Ascoideaceae. Gene Ontology annotation, cellular component: cytosol. Gene Ontology annotation, molecular function: protein serine/threonine phosphatase activity. The transcript has a single exon. The coding region runs from base 1 to 1086 and encodes 361 amino acids. The record is from RefSeq and is a predicted model, not a curated record. Gene Ontology annotation, biological process: mitotic cell cycle; peptidyl-serine dephosphorylation.
AUGGAACCUAUCGACAUGGAUGGCGAUAUCCUAAUGCAAGACCAGAAUGACCAACGUUUGGACCCAACUCUAGAUGAAGACGAUCCUCAAGACGUAUCCUCAAACAACGAGUACUCCUUCAACCAAACUUUCCAUCAUCCCUCCGGCUCCAGACCUGAACUAUCCUUCUCCAACAUCAACCAACUCGACCAAUGGAUCUCCCAACUAUCAAACUGCCAACCUCUCUCCCAAGACAACGUCGCUAAAUUAUGCAAAAUGGCUGCUGAUGUCCUUCAAUUCGAGGAUAACGUUCAACCAGUCCACGUCCCCGUAACCAUCUGUGGUGACGUCCAUGGCCAAUUCCACGACUUAAUGGAACUCUUCAAAAUAGGUGGCCCAUGCCCUGACACAAACUAUCUUUUUAUGGGUGAUUACGUCGAUAGAGGCUACUACUCCGUCGAAACCGUCAGCUUCCUAGUCGCCAUGAAAGUCAGAUACCCCAACAGAAUCACUAUACUAAGAGGCAACCACGAAUCAAGACAAAUAACACAGGUCUACGGCUUCUACGAUGAAUGCUUACGAAAAUAUGGCUCCGCUGACGUCUGGAAACUCUUCACUGACCUCUUUGACUACUUUCCCAUCACUGCUCUUGUGGAUAACAGGAUAUUCUGUCUCCAUGGCGGUCUCUCCCCAAUGCUAGAAACAAUCGAUCAGGUCAAAUCUCUACAAAGAGUCCAAGAAGUUCCCCAUGAAGGCCCUAUGUGCGACCUCUUGUGGUCCGAUCCUGACGACAGAAGUGGUUGGGGCAUAAGUCCAAGAGGUGCUGGUUUUACCUUUGGUCAAGACAUUUCUGAACAGUUCAACCACACAAACAACCUCUCUCUCAUUGCAAGAGCUCACCAAUUGGUCAUGGAAGGUUACUCUUGGUCCCAUUCAGAAUCGGUAGUAACCAUCUUUUCGGCUCCCAACUAUUGCUAUAGAUGUGGUAACCAAGCUGCCAUUAUGGAAGUCGAUGAACAGCAUAAUAGACAAUUCCUACAAUACGAUCCAUCCGUAAGACCUGGUGAACCAACCGUUACAAGAAAGACCCCAGAUUACUUUUUGUAA